AUGGCGUCGAUGGAGCUUUCUAUUACUACCAACAAAAAUCCAGGAGUUGAGGCUGGUCCCUCGUUUUGGGGGUGGCGUACGCUUACGCUUUGCUGCAUGCUGCUUCCGUUUUAAGGCUUGGCUUUGUAGUUCCUGUUAACAAAAACGACUUGAUCUGGAACCUUGACAAAGACGAGGACUCUUACUUUCUUAACAAGCGCGACUUGUUUUCCGUCUCCACUAUAGCCCCGAGCGCUUCUCUCUUUGUAGAGGAGACCACUCCUUUCGGAAGUAUCCUAUUCCUAAGCAACUACGGUAUAGUUUGUACGCAACGUGCACACUCAGCUAAGUAGACUUACUUGAUGUUUCAUCUACAACAUAUAGAUACUUAGAUGCUUCUACUCUAAUUUCACCUGCUCUUUUGUUUGGUUGACAUCGGCACCGGCGGUUCCGUUGUGAGUGGGUCUAUCGACUAUCUCCUCACUGCAGCUUCGAUUGGGGCCUCAGCUAUUAUGGAAUUCGGAAAUAUAGUUAUAGUACUUCUACAACUUUGUUUUUGUGGGCUUUUUUUAGAAUUUUUAUCGGAGCAAGAUUGUGCUCCAUGUCAAUGAAUGCAUGGGCUAGCUACUCUGAAAGUAAAAGGAGAAAUAAUGAGGAGAGUAAUACAAGUCAACACGAGUCUCGAUUAAGUAAGUACUACGUGCACAACACUAACAUUUUGAGCUCUUGUUCUGUAUUGCUUUUAUGUUACUUCAAGUACGACUCCUCUUCUAAGACUAGUAUGUUGACGCGAAGACUUAUGAUACAGAGAGAGUUCUGCAUCAGAACUGUAACAUUGGAGCUCUUAUUCUGAUACAACUAACAACGCUUUAAUACUUACUGCAAGUUGACGAACCCUUCUCCUAUGACAAGACAAAGAGGAUCAUACAACUUUUCAGUAGAUACUCCAACUUCUAAGACCUCAUCUUCUGUGGUACCUGGAGAGACCUUCCUGGAAUCCGACAAGGGCCAGCCUGGUAAUGCCUUGUGCAACCUGAUUGGUUUUUGCGGUACUCCUCCUGAUAAACGCGCGUCGACUGAAUCCACUGGUGGAGGAGUCACGCCGACUGCUGUUUCCGCAACUGGAGCUGGUGGAGGUGGUGGUAGUGGUUCUCAGCUCAUUCCUUCUCCCGUAAUUGGAGGUGGUGGUGAUGGUGCUCCUCCUGCUGCUGCUGCUGCUGUUCGUGUUCCUCGGCAGCCUGCGCCCGCAAUGAUUGAACAAUCUGCUGCUGCUGCUGGCGAGGAGGCUGGUUAUGCAGUGGUCAAUCGUUAGAACUAGAAAUAAUCUUGUUCAUCAUAGUUCCUUUUUCUGGAAAUACACCAUUCAAGACUUCUGAUGUCUGACUUCUCUACGGAUCACACAAUAACCUCUACAAUUCCAACAUGAGGACGAAUAGGCCAAGACCAUUCACAAGAAUCGCAGAAGAUGUAUGACGAAGAUCCCCCUCAAGUUAAACAAACUGAGUCACGCUGUAUUUACUAUCUUGUUGGUCUGACUAGUAGAUAUUGUAAGAAAGUAGUUCGAAAUCGAUUGUAUAUGAAAAUGGGUUAUGUCUCUACCGGUCUCUGCCUGAUCCACAGUAGCAGUAUGUUGAUAGUAUCAUACCACCUAAAAAAUUUACAUGCAAAUGAAGUUUAAUACAGCUCGCCCUCUUGGCCACAUCAAUAAGUCAAAGAGUGGCCAAUCCCUCAAGAAGCAAUCACCCAUACGUACCAAAUCAAUUCCCGCAAUACUUAUCAUUCGUCUUAGGCCAAGCUCUUCUAACAGCAUACGGCUACGGGGGUAGCUACGUCUGGCUCUCCGUUGAGACCCGCAAACGACCUCCCGUUCCCGACACCCGCAGAAUUCGAGGCGGAGCAGACACGUUCGCAAGCGCAGCAGCAGCAGCAGCAGCAGCAGCAGAGUGACUUAGAGGCGCAGAGGCUUGCCGACUAUGAACGAAGACGGUACCAAAAGGCCCUUUUCGCGGUCUGCCUAAGCCUUCGAGUUUCCUGCCUAAAUUUUAAAUUUAUCCAGAUUUUGCCUUUGUUUAGGCAGCUUUAGCAGUGUGCCGCAGCGGCGGAGUCGGUUGCCUAAAACUUCACCGGGCCACUGCUUAGCGGCUCACUUUAGCCACCGGAACCACCCGGUGGCCCCGGGGUGGUGGACUAAAUUCGGGCCGUUUCGCUGCCUAAGCUUUGGCUUCUGCUGCCUAAACUUUGGAUCUUUCUGCGUAAAUUCUGGAUUUUUGUGCCCAAAGUUUGGGCUUUUCUGCUUAAGUUUAAGACUUAGGCAGAAAAGCCGAAGGUGUAGGCAGGCCCUCCCGGGGACCCUUUUGGCUGGGCUUCGUGCAUAGUGUUGAAGCGGCAGGAGCCCAGCAUCGGGCCCUAGGACGACUACCAGGACAGCCAGCACGAGCAGCCUCCAGUUUCCUUGAAGCAGCAGUCCUCGACGCAGUGUCUGUCUAAAGAGGACGAGGACUACUAGUACGACCUGGGGAGGCAGGUCGUAAUAAGACCUGGGGGAGGCAGGUCAUGACAUGAGCACUUUGGGAAGCUGGUCGUGGGUUGUAGAAUGGGAGAUAAUAGAGAUGGCCAUGGGCGUAGAGCUAAUCACUAUCACGGGGGUUUCUUUCCUUUGGUUUUUGCAAGACUAUGGGUCUUGGAGAGUUGUCAAAGGAAGGGGGGGUUGUCAUAGAAGGAAAUAAUCAGUAAAUCAACUCUACUUCUGUUUCCUCUGGUUGUAUUAGAAAUACGUGCAAAGUCAUCUGAUGCAGAAAGCUGCCUUUCUGAUGAUGUCUCUAAGACUUUGGUUCAGAACUCAGAUUGAUAUCUCGACUCAUUAUUUAUCGACUGGGUGCCCUUGUCGACGUGGGUGCACAUCUGAUCUUAUGGGGCAUGAUUCGUAUUAAAGUUUUAGCACUGUUUCUCUCGCUUCAACAGCUUGUUAGGGAGAGUCGUAUUCCGAAGGAAGUAGGACCUUCCGCCUCCGCCAUGAUGGGCAUCAAGACCAUUUACUCAAAGUAAGAAAGUAACCAACUACACAAAUACUAAGGAGAGAGAAGUGUCUGAGGAUCCGGAUUGUUACGAACAAGAUAGUGCAAUAGUACUAGUACAUUCAUCUCCCCUAAUUGUGGGUCUCAGAAGGAGGUGAAGAAGCUGCGACUUAAUAAAUAGCCCAACCAUUUAAUAUUUAAUAUUCAAUUUCAAACACUCGUCAAGAACUCAAGAACAACACCAGAUAUAUAAGAUUGCGAAAUGUUUUCAGUGACUUUCUCAACAUUCAGAUACACGCAGUCCAAUGGUUUUCAAAAUCAAAAGCAAGCUAUCACUCAGUAAGAAAAGUUUUCAUUUGCAACAAAAAGCAUUACAACAGUUUUACGCGUACUUGAACAGUAUUAAACAAAGAGCAUCAAUCUGCUCAUCGAUUGCAAAAAAGGUUUGACAAGGAUUACCGUUCCCGCUUAAAAUUUUGAUGAAGAAAUACGAAAAAUUCGAUUAUUGUUGAGCUGACCACAUGCACAUAUAAUGGGC
Molecule: messenger RNA, 3531 nt
Organism: Amoebophrya sp. A25
Lineage: Eukaryota; Dinophyceae; Syndiniales; Amoebophryaceae
Source: the annotation of a GenBank genome assembly